GCUGCGCGACUUGACAGAGCAGACUGCGCACAUCGCUGGCGCUGAGCUCGAGGACAACGGACUCGCCAUCUCGGUUCACUACCGUCACGUGAGUGCUGCAGAGUUGCGGUGGAGUUGUAGCUACCGCUCGUUACUGACGCAUUGGUCUUGUGUUGUGUAUUGCAGGUUGAUCCGGCGCUGCAGAAUGCGGUUGAGCAGAUUGUGGACGACUACGUGACGUACCACCCGAGCCUUACGAAGAAAAUGGGCAAAAUGGUGUUUGAGCUGCGACCUCGCGUACGUCAAUUUUUCUCCGAACAAUGUUAUCUUUACAUCUAGAGCUGACAGCGUGUUUACCGUAUGCAGGUCGACUGGGACAAGGGCCGCGCCGUCAUGUACAUCCUGUCGGAGCUGGGACUGGAUGCGGAGGACGUCGUGCCGUUCUACCUGGGCGACGACGUUAGCGACGAGGAUGCCUUCAACGCGCUGAACGGCCGAGGACUUGGCCAGGGUAUCUCUAUCAUCGUUCGUGACCCCGAGGCGGAGAAGGUGGACCUGCCAGGCAACCUGAAGGAGUUGCCGGUGACGAAGGCGUCGUACUCGCUCCGCGACACCUCGGAGGUACAGCAGUUCUUGACGGAGCUGGCGAGACUGGAGUGUGCGUGUUAGAUUUUCGCUCCCGGGGCGUAACGAGAGUGGCGGAAAGCUGAGAGCUGUCGUCGAGCACGCUGCCUUGCGGCCCGCAGCGUGCCUGGAUGGAACCACGGCAAACUGGUACUAGUGGGGGCGAUCAGUUUGCUCGACAUUUACCUCAUAACUUAAUGCGGUACCUUUCAUAUUUGUACGUGCGUCUCAGUUGGUCUUCAUUGUUGGCGCUGCAUCAUCCCCACGCUCACUCUUCGGGUUUGGUUGUGUAGCCAUCUGAAAUUCCAUUCUGGGGGUGUAGUAUGUAGUACACCCUAAAUGUGUAAAUCUCUACCAAAAUCUCGAUAUUUAGACUUCCUCCUGGUCCAUUUUUGCGGCUGAAAAUCGCGCACCGCCAGACCACAGGUUACAUCACCAGCGCCAUCAUGUCCGUGCGUGUGCUCCAAGCGUCCACGCGCGCCGCCGCGGCCGUCGCCUCCAAGCGCGCCACCGUCGCCACGUCCUCCCGCGCCUUCUCGGAGGUGGCCAAGGACGACGAGGCCGCCAAGGCCGCGGCCGCCGCCGCGGAGGAGAAGCUCAUGACGCAGCUCCGCGCGCAGCGGCUGACUGAGGCCGAGCGCACCAGUGCGUUGCCUUCUGCUGCCCUCCAUAAUGCUGCCAUAGUGGGGGACAUAAUACGACGCUGACGUUGUGCGUUCUUGUAAUUGCUGCUGCAGUCCUGCCGCACCACGCGACGGAGGAGUGCUUCCCGACGAUCGAGAAGUCGCCCAUGCCCUACCCGGAGGAGGCGGCCGUCGUGUCCGGCACGGGCGAGUGGUCGGUGGGCCGCAAGGCCCAGCUCUUCAAGCCGGCGCGCAACCAGAUGCAGAGCGGCAUCCACAACACCAAGCACUGGGAGAUCCGUUUUAACACCCCGCGCACGUGGGCCAACCCGCUUAUGGGCUGGACCAGCACGGCCGACCCGUACAUUGGCCUGGUGACCAAGUUCGACACCCAGGAGGCCGCUGAGCGCUUCGCCAAGAAGCAGGGCUGGGAGCUCGAGCUCGCCGAGCCGGCCCCCGUGGGCGACUACUACGGCAAGAUCUCGUACUCGCACAACUUCCUGCCGGAGAACGUCGAGACUCUCAUCAAGCAGAAGGGCAAGAAGUCGGCCGUGCAGUUCAAGCACCCGACCGGCCGCCGCAGCAACUGGGUCAAGACGCUCAAGUACCACGGCAACGGCGUCGUGGCGCAGCACGGCGGCGAGGCCAAGGAGUAAAGUACACACCGAAGCUAACGUGGAAGUCAACGAAAGCGCAGCGAUGGAAGCAGGCAGCAUUGUGGAUCGGCGAAAAGUUCGACUGCCAGCAUGCGCUGCUCUCUCUUCGUACUAAGCAGCUCAACGAGAACUCUUCAAACUGAAGCAAAAAGCUGUCACGUUAUCGUACGAGUUUUGGUCCAUUUUCAUCUUGCAUGUACGUAGCUGUGUGAGUUCCGAGGCCUAACGAGCUGAUGCAGAAAAAGCUGAUAUAUAGCCAUGCAGCUUAGCUCUCACUUCCGAGUCCUAAGGCCGAUCGUCGACGCUUAGACCGACACGUGCGACGGCUGAGGCUUCGCGGCCUGGGUGGUAACCACGGGGGCGGGGAUCUGAGGCUGCUUCUGGUUGUAACGGAGCUCGGGCAUGGCCUCAAGGUCCGCCUCUUCCUGCUGCUGAGCCGUCAUGGUAGCGGCGCCAGUCGGCUUCAGCAUAGCGGCCUUGUAAGCAGGGUGCUGCAUCGACAGAGAAACAUACAGGAUGCCGUUAGACGUUGGAAGAUCCAAACGUAAAAAUCCAAGCAGAGUCCAACGUACCCGUUUGAUGAGGAAGAAGUUGAAAAGGGCCAGGAAGAAGAAGCACACGCCCAGAAUCCAGCCAAUCCAGCCUUGUGAGACGGCCAGGAACGCGAUGCUACAAGAUGACAACAAUUCGCCACGAAGCGACAGUCCACGUCAGCACAACCUCGUACUGUACCACCAUACACACGAACGAAGCCAAGUACUGUAUGGCCGCACCAGAGGAUGUAGGACGCCUUGCCCGUGGCCGAGAACAUGAAGCCAAAGUUCACCUUGACUCGGUCCGCGACGGACGGGAAACGCUCGUGGUUCUCAAUGAACGCGAGACCAGCGCUCAGGAACCUGCAAUAGACGAACAUAUCAGACGCUGCUUCACCUGUAUCAG
This is a messenger RNA of Phytophthora sojae, 2821 nucleotides long. RefSeq lists its product as hypothetical. The record is from RefSeq and is a predicted model, not a curated record. Bases 1394 to 1882 code for a protein of 162 amino acids. The transcript has a single exon. Lineage: Eukaryota; Oomycota; Peronosporomycetes; Peronosporales; Peronosporaceae. Gene Ontology annotation, biological process: electron transport chain.